CGAUGAGCGAGAAAGGUGGUGUCGCAGCUCUGUAGUAGAAUUGUUCCAUCCAUGUCGCGCGUCACGGAAGUUUGAGGAAGAGGGCGGAGGAAGCAGCCCGGUGUUGCCAAGACGCGGAGCGCGAAGAUGAUGAUUGAAGCGUCUUUUGCGUCACCGUCUGCUUUUUUGUCCACCUCGCUUUCGCCCAUAGCUGUUGCUUCUAUUCAGCCUGUAAUACUAGGACAUAGCCACACACGCACAAGAUGGCUUCAACAAUUCCCGCUGCCAACGCUGCCUCGCAGCCCAGCUUCGUCAAGCUCGAACCGUCAUCGUCAUUAUGGGAUCGCAUCACAGGCUGGGCCUCUGAGCACAAGGCUGCUGUCUACACCAUUGCUGGUAUCACUCUGGUUGCCACCGGUGCUGGAAUCUACUACUACACAUCCGAGUCUGCUCCUCCCACACCGCAAGAUCUUGAAGCUGCUGCCGAGAAGAAGAAGGCCCGCAAGGAGAACAAGAAGGCCAAGAAGAACGCACAGAAGGAGCAGAAGUCUGCUUCGCCCGAACCAAAGGUCCAAGAGAAGUCACAAACCGCGUCAGUACAGAGCGAGGAUGACGUGCCCGAGGUGACAGAUUCCAUGGUCGCAAGCUUGUCGGAAGAGACCAAGAAGGACUACGCUGCUAAGCUCAAGGCUGCUGGUAACAAGGCAUAUGGAUCAAAGGACUACAACCGCGCAAUCGAGCUGUACGGCCAAGCUCUGCUGUGCAAGGCCGACCCCGUCUUCUACUCGAACCGUGCCGCCUGCUGGAACGCCAUGUCCAACUGGGAGCGCGUUAUUGAGGACACCACAGCUGCCGUCAACCUCGAUCCCGAAUACGUCAAGGCCCUCAAUCGCCGCGCAAAUGCCUACGAGCAAACAGACAAGUACAGCGAGGCUCUCCUCGACUUCACGGCCAGCUGCAUCAUCGACGCCUUCCGUAACACCCAAGCCGCCGAGGCAGUCGAGCGUCUGCUCCGAAAGGUGGCCGAACAGAAGGCCAAGGCCAUCAUGGAGAAGAAGCAGCGCCGUCUGCCGAGCGCCACCUUCAUCACCAACUACCUCCAGAGCUUCCGCGACAGACCCCUUCCCGAAUCCAUUUCCGAGAGUGCCGAUUUGUCCGAGAAGAGCGGAAAGUGGUGGUUGCGCAAGGGUCUGUUGGCCAUGGAGAAGAAGACGGGUGAGGGUUACAACGAGGCUGCUGAUGCCUUUGAUGCGGCCAUCGAAGCUGGCGACCUCGGCGACAACGAGGCCUUUGCAUACAACAUGCGCGGUACCUUCAAGUACCUGCGUGGUGAGACCGACGCCAUCGAAGACCUGAACAAGAGCAUUGAAUUGGACGUCGCCCUUACUCAGAGCUACGUCAAGCGUGCAAGCAUGCACCUCGAGGCCGGCCGUCGCGAGGAAGCGGCACAGGACUUCGAGGACGCCAUCAGCCAAAACGACAAGGACCCUGAUGUUUACUACCACCGCGCACAGCUCAACUUCAUCCUCGGCGAUUUCGGUGAGGCAGCCAAAGACUACCAGAAGUCCAUCGACCUCGACUCCGCUUUCAUCUUCUCUCACAUCCAGCUUGGUGUUACUCAAUACAAGAUGGGCAGCAUCGCCUCGUCCAUGGCCACUUUCCGCCGCUGCAUCAAGAACUUCGAGACAGUGCCUGAUGUCUACAACUACUACGGUGAGCUGUUGCUCGACCAGCAAAAGUACCAGGAGGCCAUCACAAAGUUCGAGACGGCCGUCGAGUUGGAGCAGAAGGAGCGCGUCACUGGUAUGAACGUCCUUCCCUUGAUCAACAAGGCUUUGGCUCUCUUCCAGUGGAAGCAAGACUUUACGACUGCCCAAGAGCUGUGCGAGAAGGCUUUGAUCAUCGACCCUGAAUGCGAUAUCGCCGUUGCCACCAUGGCCCAGCUUCUCCUCCAGCAAGGCAAGGUCCCCGAGGCUCUCGAGUACUUUGAAAAGGCCGCCGAGCUCUCCCGCACGGAGGGCGAGAUCGUCAACGCCCUUUCAUACGCCGAGGCCACUCGCACCCAGCUCGAAGUCCAGGAGAAGUACCCCCAGCUCGCCAGCAGAUUGAACGGCAUGCCGGCUUCACCCGCCAUGCGAUAAGCGAUCAUCGCAGGCAAAGAAGAAAGACGAAAAAGAUAUCCUCACGAAGGAUAAGUCGAUCGAGGAUGAAACACACACACAAACGAAAGGGAGAAAUCUUGAGGCUCUCCAGCAAGCAAAAAGUUGAAGUUGGAAGUC
Aureobasidium subglaciale EXF-2481 is the source of this 2258-nucleotide messenger RNA. RefSeq lists its product as uncharacterized. Gene Ontology annotation, biological process: intracellular protein transport. The transcript is spliced from 3 exons. Lineage: Eukaryota; Fungi; Ascomycota; Dothideomycetes; Dothideales; Saccotheciaceae. The record is from RefSeq and is a predicted model, not a curated record. Gene Ontology annotation, molecular function: protein binding; protein-transporting ATPase activity. Gene Ontology annotation, cellular component: mitochondrial outer membrane. Bases 243 to 2120 code for a protein of 625 amino acids.